This is a messenger RNA of Osmia lignaria (orchard mason bee), 2330 nucleotides long. RefSeq lists its product as uncharacterized. The record is from RefSeq and is a predicted model, not a curated record. Gene Ontology annotation, cellular component: plasma membrane. NCBI's taxonomy places the organism in Eukaryota, Metazoa, Arthropoda, Insecta, Hymenoptera, Megachilidae.
AAUGCAGACUUAAGUGAAUGUACUGUAAGUAUAUGUAUGUAUAAUCAGUUCUUCACAGAUCGAAUAAGAAAACGGUACGUUGUGUUCUUUGCAAGUUUUACGCGCAAGAAUAUUGUAGAAUACGAAUAUUGCAUAUAUAUUUUAUACUGUGUAUUAAUAUCAUUGAAAAAUGAAAUACAUAUUAAUAUUGUUUUUACAACUGCUUUAUGUUAAUCUUCAUAAUGCCAGAGAAAUCACGCCUGAAGACAUUAAAGAUGCAAUGUUAAGUUUAGUACAUAUGAUGAGAGAUAAUACUGAAAAAUUAGAAAGGCAUGAAGCACGAGAACGUCAAUUGGGAGAACAGUUGAAAAAGACAAUUUCAGUACUGACAAAACGGAUGUCGGUAGUUGAUGCCAUAAAAUUACAACUAACUAAACUUGAUGAAAAAGUGAUGGGAAUUGAACAAAUAAUUUCUCAGAGAGAUGAACGAGAAAGAAUACAAAUGCAGAAAACUGUGGAUACUUUAGAGGAUUUAGAAAACCGUUUGGAAGGAUGGUUUACAGAUAUUGAAAAUAAAAUAAAUGGAGCAAAUUCUCCUGCAGAUACUGUACUUCUACCACCUGAAAAUAUGUCUCAAAUUGUUUCAAAAUUGAACGAUACAGAAGCAUUGCUUAUGGAGAAAAUGUCAAAAACUGAAUCCCUUUUAAAAUCAGAAGGAAUAAAACUAAAAGAAGUCACAAAUAUUCAAUCGGGGACAAUAAAAGCGCUAUUAACAGAGAUCCAGGAUAUUGGUUCGAGAAUCAAAGAUCUUGAAAUUUCAUUAGAAAAAGUGAAAGAACAAUCUCAAAACAUAAACUCAGAAUUACAAAAACCUCAAUUUAGUAUGAUGUCUAAUAUCGAUCAGUAUUGUAAAGCAUUACCUCCUAUACAAAAACUGUUAGAAGAUACUUCUACGCAUAUUAAAGAAUUACCAAGGACUCAUGAAAUGAAAUCUUUACAUAAUGAAAUUGAAACGCUCUUAAAAGAAACUAAACAUGAUUUAAAAGAUGUUGUUACCAAAGGAAUUACUGCUAUGGAAAACAAAUUAACAGAAACCAAAAAUGAAACUAAAGAUACAAUUGGUGCUCUUAGAAUGGAUUUAGCAAAUAAUGCUGGAUACGUAAAUCAAGAAUUAAAUGACCUUGAAAAAGGACAAUCUGUAAUGAUCUCAAUGGCUGAUCAUGUAUUGGAUACUAAGAAAAGAGUUGAAUAUGGAGUACAUCAAAUUCUUUUAGAAAUAGGCGAUUUGGUGAAAGCACAAGGUAUAAAUAUUAAUAAUACUCUGAAUGAAAGAUUUGAUGGUAUAUCAAAUGAUAUUAUGGACAAUCAAAAUGGAGCAUUAGCGAAUUUAACUACUAAAAUGGAACAAGAAAUGAAUCAGGUGUGGAGGCAAAUAAAUGUUAUGUAUCAACAAAUGACAGAAAGUGCAAAAGCGUUGGAUAAAUUGCAUAAACAAAACGAAGAAUAUGUUAAUGGUACAACUUCUACUAUGGGUGGGAUGGAAACUAAGGUGGGUGAAAUAACAAAACGCAUGAGAGAAGUUGAUGAAAACCUAAAUUAUUUGUUGGGUCGACUUUCGCUAGUUACACAAGAAUUCAAUCAAAUCAAAACAGGAUUAGGUAAUGCGUUAGAUAACAUUAAAGCAUCAUUUAAAGAAGUUCAAGACAAAACGAAUAAUUUAAGACAUCCAGGUCCACAUAGAAUACCUGAUAAUUAUCAAGAACCUAAUGAAUCUAAUAAUAAACCUGAUGUUAUGAAAAUAAAAUAGAACAAUAUGAAUCUCAUAUUGAGGAUGUUUUAUCGUUAAAGGCACAUAUCGAAUCGUGUUCAAACUUACAUGUGCUAUAUUAUUAGUACAAUACAUUCAAGACGUGAAAGAGAAAGAGUGCGCGCGCGCGCGUAUAUGUUAAACAUAUGUAUAUAUUACAUACAUACAUAUGUUUCGUUAUUAUCAAGUAACAAGUACAUAAUAUAAACUCAACACAUUUUUCUUUUAAUUCCUAGGUGUUCACCGAUAAUUAUAUAAAACUUAAAGAAUCUCAUUUACACACACAAUAUUGUAAUCUUAACUUCAAUACAUGUACUUAUACUAUGUUGAAUAUAUUGGUCCAGAAUUGCUUUCUUUUUGUGCUGAUGAAAUAUGUAUUUAGUACUUCAUUUUUAAAUCAACUUCAUUAAUGUAAGAAAAUUAUAAUUAAAAGGUUUUAUGGUAUUCGAAACGUUUUCAAGUGUAAAAAACUUGGAUCAAUAUAUUUUUAUAUACUGUCAUAUUUAUGAAUUAAUUAUCAAAUUGUGCAAUUAAAGGUAAAAAU